This is a messenger RNA of Candoia aspera, 1232 nucleotides long. RefSeq lists its product as uncharacterized. The transcript has 4 exons. NCBI's taxonomy places the organism in Eukaryota, Metazoa, Chordata, Lepidosauria, Squamata, Candoiidae. Bases 29 to 700 code for a protein of 223 amino acids. The record is from RefSeq and is a predicted model, not a curated record.
UUCCCUGCUCCAUGUUCUAACAAGCAAGAUGGCACAUUCAAAUUAUAUUUGGGCCUUCCAUUCAGGACAAACCAGAGAUUCUUACAAGUGGCCUGACUUCAGAAGGUCUGGGAGUUGGGGUCUGGAAAGGAUCCAGAAAAAGGAAGUCUCAAGCAGACCCCUGCUGGACUAUCAAGAAUACCUUCACAGACUCCUGGGCUCUGAAAAAGCUUCCUAUUUCUUGAAGCCACCUACCACAGAGAAGCCAGUUACCCCACGGGUGAGGCGUCUGCUGGCGGCUGGUGUUGAUAUGGGGGCUGAGGAGGUAUGGAGAGCCCUGCAUGAAGAACCCAAGUGCCAACAUGAGAUUGCAGCAAGUAGGAAGGGCCAUUCACUCUCUGAGCAGGUGCCCUGGCUGGGACGUCCUGCUACCACCCAACGGCUACAGCAAGUGGCUAGCUGGCAGCACCGGCUAUGUACGAUGCAUCGUCUCGGGAAGCAGCGCCAAUAUGCAGCCCUCUGUCUCCUGGCCAUGAAUCACCCUCCUGACCUCAAUGACUCCUAUGGAACUGAAGGCCCCACCCGCUACUUCCAUACUACUUUGAGCAAGGAGCAGGUACCAUCGCCUGGCAUCAAUCCUUCUUGGACAUGCUGCUCCUCCAGCUGCAAGAGAAAAACACGGGAGCAACUUUCCCAACGCUACGCACAUGAUGCAAAGUAGAUCCUGCCAUCCCCAAGAAGUGACCCUGAAUGAGGAAGGAUGUUUCAACCCCAUGUUGCAUGUCCUCCAUUCAGGAAGGAGAUCAAGAGUUCUUGAUAGAUGAUUCCUUCAGGUCCAUCUAAAGCUGCCUUCUGCCCACCAGAGCAAAGCUACUUGUUAUGCUGAAUGAGUCUUUACAUUUGGACGUGUUUUAGAAUAAAACAGCUGCAAGGAACAGAUGGCUGUAAACCAGUUCUCCUCAUGCACCACUUGUAAAUCACCUUCCUCCUCUUCCAGUAGUUAUUGGUCCCAACACGAAAUCAGUGCCACUCUAUCACUGGAUGUGUUUGAUUGGUAUCUAUGGAAAAAAGAAUCUGACCAGUUAGGGCUGGGUUUGCACAACAUGAGGGAUUCACCUCCCUGCACUAGCAGGACUCAAUCAGUGACGACCAAGUCAGCUAGGAAUGGGCAUGUGUAAUGCCCUCCUCUUAGCUGCCACAAAAGAGGUUGGAAGGUCUUUUUAACAAACAAUAAUAUCACAGCAGCACAAUAA